ACAACGCCGUGUCUGGUCUGUAGCACGAGGUCACGAAGUCCCAACACAAGUUAGUAAUCAACGCAGGGAUCCAUAAGCGACAAGAGGGCACGACUGAAAGAUGGCUGCUUCAGGAGGGAAGGUCUUGACAUACGACACAAUCGCCGAAUGCGUCAAGGACUGCCAGUACGCUGUCCGCGGGGAGAUCUACCUUGCCGCAACCGAGCGCAUCAAGGCGGGCAAGGAGGUCAUCUUCACCAACGUGGGCAACCCCCACGGCCUGGGGCAGAAGCCCCUCACGUUCCUGCGUCAGGUGAUGGCCCUCGUCAUGGCUCCGUUUUUGCUCGAGGAUCCUCGCGUGAGCGACAUGUUCCCCGGUGACGCGAUCGCCAGAGCACGCGAAUACCUCGUCCACGUCAAGGGGGGCUUCGGCGCCUACAGCGACUCGAAGGGCAACCCUUACGUCCGGCAGGAGGUGUGCGAUUUUAUCGAGCGCCGCGAUGGCCACCGCACCAGCCCGGACAACAUUUUCCUCACCAACGGCGCUAGCGAAGCGGUGAGACUGGUCCUGCGUACCGCGAUCCGGGGCCCAAGCGACGGGGUUAUGGUGCCCGUGCCACAGUACCCGCUCUAUUCGGCGUCGGUAGCGCUUUACAGUGGCACUUUCGUCGGCUACAACCUCUGCGAGGCCAAGGGGUGGGGGCUUGACACGGCGUCGCUGAACAACGCGUUGAACGAGGCGAGGCGGAACGGGAUCACGCUCCGCGCUUUGGUGUUCAUCAACCCCGGUAACCCGACAGGCAACUGCCUUACCGUCGAGGACUUGCGGCAGCUCGUGCGAUUCGCGUACGACAACAGGCUGGUGCUUAUGGCGGACGAGGUGUAUCAGGAGAACAUCUACCAGAGCAAGACGCCCUUUACCUCCUGCAAAAAGGUGCUUGCCGAAAUGGGGUACCCAUACUCGAGCAGCGUGGAGCUGGUGUCCUUCCACACGGUUUCCAAAGGCGUGUACGGAGAGUGCGGGCUGAGGGGGGGCUACAUGGAGCUCACCAACAUCGAUCAAAGGGUGUCGGACGAGAUGUACAAGCUGUGCUCCAUCAACCUCUCUCCGAACGUGACGGGGCAGGUGGCCAUGGGUAUCAUGUGCAACCCCCCAAAGCCCGGGUCGGAAUCGUACGCUCUGCACAUGCGGGAGAAGGAGGUGCUGCUGCAGUCGCUCAUCCGAAGGGCGAGGUCCAUCGUGGACGCCUUUAACGGCUUGGACGGCGUCACCUGCGAGGAGACCGAGGGGGCUCUGUACGCCUUCCCCAAGAUCGACCUCCCCCGCGCAGCGAUCGACGCUGCGAAGGCCGCGGGCAAGGCCCCCGACGUGUUCUACUGCCUCGAGCUGCUCAAGGAGACCGGCCUGUCGUGUGUGCCGGGUUCAGGGUUCGGCCAGGCAGAAGGAACGUAUCACUUCCGCACGACUAUCCUGCCCGCAGAGGACACGUUCCAGUCCGUUGUGGACGGUUUCACGUCAUUCCACAGGGGCUUCAUGGCCAAGUACGGGGGCGGGGGCGGUGGAGGGCACUCAACGUGGCGCGCUCGCCUCUGAGCGUUGCAUGUACAUUUUACAAAGUAAACGGACGACAAGCAGUAGACCGCGGCUGGGCAUGCUGACCGGGCCAGCUUGGCUCCGCCCCUGUGCUGUUUACGUGGCACCGUUGCGCGGCCGGUUGUGGAUUUUCUGAGGCGGUUUGACUCGGACCACGACCACGGGGACGCAUUGGCACUUUCGAAGUGCGAGUUCGCGUUGCUCCCAGGCAGAGACCAGGCGUCGUCGUUUUGUGCCCGAGGCCUGGCUCAGCCUGGUGUGUAUGUGCUUGGUUCUCAAACUACCGGAGGGGUUCGUAAGUUCGCGCGUGCCGUUCUGAAGCCCCCUGCAGUUAGUAAAGAGUCGGAAACGACGCGGGAGGUCGAAUUGGCUUUGCGGCUCCGAUCCGUGCGUGUUUUGUAGCCUUUGAAGCCCUGCCGAUAGUGACGAUAGCGUCACAGCAUUCCCGUUGGUUUUGAACACAACAAAAUGGUUGGAUGGCACAUGUACAACUGAGCUGUGUGCAAUUUUGCUUGCGUGGAGUCGGAGCAAGCGAUAGCAAGGGUUGAGGGCUGGUGUCCAGCUGACCUCUCGUCAACACGAGAUGGCCCGCACAACAGGUGAUCGCAAAAGACGCGCCAAAUGUACCACGUGCAGUGUUAUGCAAAUCGUUUGUAGCAUGCCUGAUGCCACGUAUUUCCGAGGAUGGCAGCAGUAUGAGGAGGACUAAAGUGGGAGAGGUCUUGCAGUUCGAGCUACCCAAGUGGGUCCAGGCCCUCGACGUGGCAUAUGUAUGUUUCUUUUAGCUCACACCGCAACAGUCUCCCAACGUCUCCUCCAAACUUGGACGUCAAAAGUAUGCUCGGAUUCGGUUGUACCAUGUUUCCGCUGUGAUAAUGUUCUGAAGUCUGCAGGGGAAUCGAUUUCUCUUGCGACCAC
Molecule: messenger RNA, 2491 nt
Organism: Ectocarpus siliculosus
Lineage: Eukaryota; Phaeophyceae; Ectocarpales; Ectocarpaceae
Source: the annotation of a GenBank genome assembly